AUGUCUACAAAUCCACAAAAUGGCAAUGCGCCGCCAGAUGGCUCUUCUGCGCGACCUCCGCGGAUAACUCCUCGAAACUCCGAUUUAGAUGAUGUCCUUAUUGCGGCAGCUGCAAAAGAAACCCCAUAUGGCACUCUGCGCCAGCUUGCGAAUAUUCCAAGACCAAUAACACCUCUGCGCCGGGCUUCUAGUGCAGGCCCUCCCUCCCAACGAUCAACUCGACGAACGCCUGCAGGCCAAUUGAGAACACCCGGCGCUGCGCAGAGGAUAUACGGCUCUGGUAGGAGGGCUGUCGCUGUGACGCCGCAUGGUCGAGCUGCUCAGCGAGAAUUGGAGGCCCGAAGAGCUGGACUCACUCCCGCUAGGAAGGACAGGAGGAGAAGUGGGAGACAACAAAGAGAAACCCCAAGAGAUACACUCAGAGCACUCAGUCGCAUUCUAGCCCCAAAGACACUACCGAUUGUACCAACACCGCACGGCCCCAGACCUCCCAAUGUUAAUUUUCGUUUACCCGGAGAAGAUGAUUUGGAUGAUGGGCCUGAGCUCGAACGUCCUCGUCUGUCACUACCUAUUGGGGACGAGGAGGAUGAUGACGACAGUCUUUUGCUUCCGCCACAAUCGGCAGGUUUGGAGGAUGAGAAUUUUACUGUUCAGUCUGUUGAGCUUGGCCGCAGGGCUAUAAGUGAACAACCGCUCAAUCGAUUUUCGAGAGGAAGUUUUGGAAGUGUCCGAUUGAGUGACCAAUUCGCGGACCUGAAUCAAUUGGAGUUCGACGGAAGAGAUGUUUAUGAUUCAAGUAUUAUGGCUGGGCAAGCCUUUGAGGAUGACGACAUCCCAGGUGAUGUUUCUGGGUUUCCAGGCCAUAGUGAUAACACGGAAACUCUAAGAGACCUGGGUCUUGACCGGGGUCGCAUAUCUUUAGCAUCAGGUCGCAACAGCGAUAUUCAACCAGGAACAGUUUCAGCAGAUGACACUGAAACAUUUGUAUUCACAGUUCCUCCAAGAGAUGUAACCGAAUUACAGGUGUCAGAUCAAACGGAGGAGUCCUUGAUUCGGGUCGAGGACGAAGUCCAGUAUGAGCUUCCGUACGAUGUCCCUAAUGAGAAUGUUCCGGAUGAGGACGACGACGAAGUGGAAAAUAUUGAGGACCAUGAUCUGGCGAGCAGCCCCCCUCCAGCAGGUAUGGACAUCAGCCUGCAAGAUACUACGCUACAAGAUGGCGAUCUGGUAAGCGCUACAAAAUUGAAGGCCGCGAGGAAGAAGAGGAUGAAGAUCUCCAAACAUGGAAUACAAUACCCAUCCCUUCCAGUUGGUGUUGUUAAGAAACUGGCAACGUCAUACGCACAAAUGGGUGGUAACAGCCGGACGAAACUAAGCAAAGAUACCUUAGAUGCUAUCAUGCAGGCAUCGGAUUGGUUUUUUGAACAAGUCAGUGAUGAUUUGGGUGCAUAUGCAAAGCACGCAGGCCGAAAGACAAUUGAUGAGAGUGAUAUUGUUACACUAAUGGCGCGAUUAUUCUGGCACGGACUCAUUUUUGAAAAUAGGCAACGCCAGACAAAUGCUACUACGACACCAUUUUCUCUUGCUCAAAGGCAUCUACCUCGAGAGCUGCUCCAAGAUCUACGAAUGGUGCCUCCAUCAAAGCUCAAAAAAGGCCGACAGCUGGAAAGAGUGGCAGAGGAGGCCGAGGAAUGA
This is a messenger RNA of Lachnellula hyalina, 1695 nucleotides long. RefSeq names its product Inner kinetochore subunit (gene cnp20). The record is from RefSeq and is a predicted model, not a curated record. The coding region runs from base 1 to 1695 and encodes 564 amino acids. Gene Ontology annotation, molecular function: protein heterodimerization activity; chromatin binding. The transcript has 3 exons. Gene Ontology annotation, biological process: replication fork processing; resolution of meiotic recombination intermediates. NCBI's taxonomy places the organism in Eukaryota, Fungi, Ascomycota, Leotiomycetes, Helotiales, Lachnaceae. Gene Ontology annotation, cellular component: FANCM-MHF complex; Fanconi anaemia nuclear complex.